Molecule: messenger RNA, 1233 nt
Organism: Anisakis simplex (herring worm)
Lineage: Eukaryota; Metazoa; Nematoda; Chromadorea; Rhabditida; Anisakidae
Source: the annotation of a GenBank genome assembly
GACCAAGUACUGAGCUCAGUAAGUCAAGUAUCAGUGAAUCUGAAUGAGGCGACAGCAACCGAAACCAAGAAGUGUGGCCGAAUCCCGCACGAUCUUGGCAAUCCAAAGGAUGAACCUUGGCUACAUCCAAACGCAUACAGUCUAAGUGACACAGGCGAAUGGAAAGACCUGAAUUUAAAAUUUGUGUUGACCUGUUACAGAGAUUAUGAGAAAAUCGUUAAGGUUUAUAUAGACAAUGAAGAGCAGAAGGAGCGUUUGUUGAAGCGCUUCUAUGAUCUUUCAGUGGGUAUAGUAGCUGAUGGGUUAGUUUGGGAUGUGGAUGGUGAUGAUUUGAUCGAGAACAGUGGAUGUCCUGAUCAAACUUAUGAUCUUUGGACUAUGAGCGGAAGUAGUGCCUACUGCGGUGGUUUAUGGCUGUGUGCAUUGGAGUGUUUACGUCGUAUGGCUUCAGCACUUGGAAGGAGUGAAGACGCGAACUAUUACAACGCUAAAUUGAAGAAUGCUAAGAAAGCAUUCAAUGGAAAGUUAUGGAACGGUCGAUAUUUUGAUUUUGAUGAGUAUUCGGCUUGUCAUAAGUCGAUAAUGGCCGAUCAAUUGUGUGGAUUUUGGUUCAUGAGUGUUGUGGAUGGAUAUGUCGACGAGAGUAUUAUCAGCAGGGAGCAGGUUCUUACAUUCGAUACUUUCAUAUGGUCUCAGUCUGUAGAUAGCAAUCUGGAUGACUUGAAUAUCUCGCAAAUUCGAACAACAUUACAAACCAUUUAUGAGAAUAAUGUCAAACGUUUCGCAGAUGGUCGAAUGGGAGCAGUGAAUGCAAUGACAAUGGCUUCAUCGGAAAGAAUCACCUGCGGAAUGCUGAUAACGCACUGUUUGAUUACGAUCGAUGUGCAAUGCCUCGAAUAUACGGUAGCUUGCAGAGCAUCGGGUGACGUUGAUCGAACGAGCGUACAGAGUGAGGAAGUUUGGGGAGGAGUCGUUUACGCACUUGCAUCUUUGUAUAUUAUAACGGGGCAAAACGAGCCAGGCUUUAGAACAGCUGAAGGUUGGUAUCGUAGUUGUUGGGAGCGGUUCGGUUUACAAUACCAGACACCCGAAGCGAUUACUGCAUCGCCUGGUUAUUAUCGUGCGAUUGGUUAUAUGCGACCGCUUUCUGUUUGGGCUUUGCAGAGUGCUUUGGAUGUGAAGACUAAAGCGCAGCCUGCGAUCAGCAGUAAACUGCAAAAUCACACAUCUUAA